This is a messenger RNA of Colletotrichum siamense, 714 nucleotides long. RefSeq lists its product as uncharacterized. The transcript has a single exon. Lineage: Eukaryota; Fungi; Ascomycota; Sordariomycetes; Glomerellales; Glomerellaceae. Bases 1 to 714 code for a protein of 237 amino acids. The record is from RefSeq and is a predicted model, not a curated record.
AUGGCGCGCAACCGCAAAUCCAACCGCCGCUCGACCAACUACAGGCCAGAGCCGGACUCUGGCAGCGGCUCACGCAAGGCCAGGGACGACUCCCACCGUCGAGCCGGAGCAGACCGCGUCGGCGACAGGAAGAGCCGAUCUACCCGUCACUCAAACAGUGAAACCCGCCCGCGCAAGCAUCGAAAGCACCGCCGUCACGAAGUUGUGACAGACACUGACGGUGACUACCUGAUGGACAAGACGCAGCCCAGCCCCAAAAAUGACACGCACCAAGGCCAGCCAGGUACCCGACAGGACACCGCUAGCUCGAGCAGCAAGAAACGCCACCCGGCGGAGCGACCCCAACGGCUGCCAGACCACAGCCGCGAGAAACCGCCCGAGCGCCGCGAGGCAAAGAAAGACUACCACUUCCGCCGACAGCUUCUGGCCCUCCUCGAACAGCAACGCCGGGUUGUGGAGGCCUGGGCAGACAGCCUCGGCGCAGGCGGCCCCGCGGAGCCGAUGGAGUGGCAGCCGGAGCAGGAGCGGGUCGUGUACUUUGCACGAGUGCCCGUGGAGGACGACUGCUAUGCGGACCGGUGGAGAAUCGGCGGAACGAGAGAGGCGUACCCGACGUUGGGGUCGUGUGCCAGUGAACGGUGGCUCGAUGGGUCACUGAUGGGUGGAGCGCCGGCGGCAGCGGCUGAAUCGGGUUUGGCCCAGGAAAUCGAGUAA